AUGCUCACGAGGGUGAAGUCCGCCGUGGCCAAUUUCAUGGGCGGCAUCAUGGCUGGCAGCGCGGGCGCCGACCACGGCAGCGGCGCGGACUUGCCCCUCCGCUUCCCCUACGGGAGACCCGAGUUCUUGGGACUGUCCCCGGACGAGGUGGAGUGCUCCGCCGACCACAUCGCCCGCCCCAUCCUCAUCCUGAGCAAGGACACCCGGCGCCUGCCCUGGACCACGGGCUACGCGGAGGUAAUAAAUGCAGGGAAGAGCACGCACAAUGAAGAUCAAGCCAGCUGUGAAGUCCUCUUUGUCAGGAAAAAAGCUGGAGGCAGUAAUUCUACACCAAACAAGAACUCUUCAACAAAACGGAGGUCAUCACUGCCCAAUGGAGAAGGUCUCCAGCUGAAAGACAAUUCAGACACAGAUGGGAUCAACCUAUACUACUGGUCUCUGUUUGAUGGACACGCUGGGUCAGGGGCAGCUGUGGUUGCUUCCAAACUGCUGCAGCACCAUAUUCUGGAGCAGCUGCAGGAGAUCGUGGACAUCCUGAAGAACACAGCUGUCCUCCCGCCCACAUGCCUGGGAGAGGAGCCUGACAACCCAUCCACCAACAGCAGGACACUGACACGGGCAGCCUCCCUGCGCGGUGGUGUGGGAGCCCCAGGCUCACCAAGCACGCCUCCAACACGCUUCUUCACUGAGAAGAAGAUCCCACAUGAGUGCCUGGUUAUUGGGGCCAUAGAAAGUGCAUUCAAGGAAAUGGAUUUACAAAUAGAGAGAGAGAGGACCGUGUAUAACAUUUCUGGCGGCUGCACAGCCCUGGUGGUGGUGUAUUUAUUGGGGAAGCUUUAUGUGGCAAAUGCUGGUGAUAGCAGAGCUAUAAUAAUCCGAAAUGGCGAAGUCAUUCCAAUGUCUUCAGAAUUCACUCCAGAGACUGAACGCCAGCGACUUCAGUAUCUGGCUUACAUGCAGCCUCACUUGCUGGGAAAUGAAUUCACACAUUUAGAGUUUCCACGGAGGGUGCAGCGCAAGGAAGUUGGAAAGAGGAUGCUGUACCGUGACUUCAACAUGACUGGCUGGGCAUACAAAACCAUUGAGGAAGAUGACUUGAAGUUUCCCCUAAUAUAUGGAGAAGGCAAGAAGGCUCGGGUUAUGGCAACAAUUGGAGUGACCCGAGGACUGGGAGACCAUGACCUGAAAGUGCAUGACUCCAAUAUAUACAUCAAACCUUUCCUGUCCUCAUCUCCUGAGGUGCGAGUCUAUGACCUCCUGCAGUAUGAGCAUGGGCCUGAUGAUGUUCUGAUCCUAGCUACUGACGGGCUCUGGGAUGUGCUGUUAAAUGAAGAAGUGGCAGAAGCUGUCACUAACUUUCUACCAAACUGUGACCCUGAUGAUCCCCACAGGUACACGCUGGCGGCGCAGGACCUCGUGAUGCGAGCCAGGGGAGUGCUGAAGGACCGGGGCUGGCGGAUAUCCAACGACAGGCUGGGCUCUGGAGACGACAUCUCCGUCUACGUCAUCCCUUUGAUACAUGGGAACAAACAGUCGUGAAAGGAGCACCAAGGGUGGUUAUAGGAUGGGGAUCUUUUUGGGAAAGGCCUGUAAGAGACAAUAGGUUUUUGGUGGUCUGACCAGGACACUUUAAUUGUUGUAAUCUAGUCAAAACUAAUGCUGGAGGGGUAUUUUUCUGCCCAAAAGGUAGGGCUCUGCACAUAUACUGUAUAUGAUUAAAGAUAACCCUUAAGAUUCCAAUUUCCCUACAGAAAUGGUUUUGGUGCUUAACAGGAAUGGGAUUUAAAUGCUGCUAGCAUAUUAUGGAUUCUGUCAUCCCUCUAGGUGGGGUGGGGAAUUAAUUUUUUUCUCAGUUUACCAUGUA
This is a messenger RNA of Cinclus cinclus, 1864 nucleotides long. RefSeq names its product protein phosphatase, Mg2+/Mn2+ dependent 1H (gene PPM1H). The transcript has 10 exons. Lineage: Eukaryota; Metazoa; Chordata; Aves; Passeriformes; Cinclidae. The coding region runs from base 1 to 1539 and encodes 512 amino acids. The record is from RefSeq and is a predicted model, not a curated record. Gene Ontology annotation, biological process: protein dephosphorylation. Gene Ontology annotation, molecular function: protein serine/threonine phosphatase activity.